Molecule: messenger RNA, 1084 nt
Organism: Solanum stenotomum
Lineage: Eukaryota; Viridiplantae; Streptophyta; Magnoliopsida; Solanales; Solanaceae
Exons: 3
Coding region: 52-585 (177 amino acids)
Biological process (GO): mitochondrial proton-transporting ATP synthase complex assembly
Cellular component (GO): mitochondrion
Source: RefSeq, a predicted model, not a curated record
GUCCUGAAACGUAUUUUGGUGUAGGAAGUAGAUGGGAUCAGGCCCUUUACUAUGCCAUUAAUGAAACUUUCAUGUACUGCACUAGAAAGAGUUCCACUGACGCGUCAUAAGAUAAUUGAAUAUUUGAUGAAGAAAUUCCCUCAAGAUUUAGUAUUCUGUCGUGCUCCAGGGGAUAAUGAUCUGACAAGCGGAGUUCUUGAGCGUCAAGUAGAGAAAAUUGAUCCCCUUCUUAAGUGGGUAGAGUCAGAAUUCGGCUUCAAACCCACUGUACACACCAGUUUUUUUGGUGGCAAGCAAGAUGAUGGUCUUGUUAGCGCCAUCGGAAGCGUUCUCAAGAAAACAGAUGAUUGUGAAUUGGCAACAAUUGAUGCAAUUGCUUCAGCUGCACAUUCAUUAGUCAUUGCACUUGGAAUUUCCCGUGGUAGAUUGGGGAUUGAGGAGGCUAUUGAGUUGAUUAGGCUUGAGGAAGAUUUGCAGGUUGACAAUUGGGGUCUUGUUGAAGGUGGUCAUGAUGUUGAUAUUGCAGAUUUAAGAGUUCAGAUUGCUUCUGCAGUGGUGUUCCUUGGACUUACAAGGAGGGUAUAGAUUUUGGUUAAUCUUUUAGUGAGUUUUACUUAAGUUGAAGUCACCAACAAGGUGAAGUCAAUAUGUUGGGUAAGUUGUAUUAAGCGUAUUGCUUUCACAAGGACGAGAGAUGAUUGCUGGGAAUAACCUGCUGAUGAGGAAUAAUGAAUAUAUUUUUCUGAAAUCGAAUACACUUCUUUGAACUUGGACUACCCUUCAAUCUUGAGAAGCAGGAUGUUGCUCCGAAAGUCUUAUGUCUCUCUUUAUGCUUUUAGGAGGACUGCCCUUGCCAAAUGCCUCUUUUUAUUUUUAAUUUGCAAGUGCCAAAUGCCUAUUAUAUUGUCAUGCAUGUCCUGGAUAUAGCUUCUUAUUUUUUUCUUAUAUAGUGUAAGGGAUCUUCUUGAUGCCCGACUUUGGGUGCUUCAUGCUCUCCAACAAAAGAAUACGGAAUACCAAAUGUUCUAAUUUUGUGACAUUUGAUAGUUAUUGAUGUAUGUUGUAAAUGAAGAGAGCAAAGCAA